This is a messenger RNA of Panicum virgatum (switchgrass), 1348 nucleotides long. Its product is annotated as NDR1/HIN1-like protein 1. NCBI's taxonomy places the organism in Eukaryota, Viridiplantae, Streptophyta, Magnoliopsida, Poales, Poaceae. Gene Ontology annotation, biological process: defense response to other organism. The record is from RefSeq and is a predicted model, not a curated record. Bases 174 to 803 code for a protein of 209 amino acids. The transcript has 2 exons.
UUCUUUCUUGCUCUCCUCCAUGAUUUCAACAUGAGCAUAAACAAGGAGCUAGUCACCAAUAUACUAACAAGAACCAUUCCCAAACAGCCACACACACACACACACACACACACACACACACACACACCCAGCUCACAGCCUGCUCCACCAGCACAUCACCCAGCCCGUCAGCCAUGAGCAAGGACUGCGGCAACCACGGCGACGACGACUUCAAGCAGAGCCUCCGGCGCCUGCUGGGCGUCCUCCUGGUGCUCGCCCUCCUCGUCGGCCUCAUCGCGCUCAUCGUCUACCUGGUCCUGCGCCCCACGCACCCGCGCUUCAUCCUCCAGGACGCCGCGCUCCGCCAGCUCGACCUCUCCAACGGCUCGGCGCCGCUGCUCUCCACGGCGGUCCAGGUCACCGUCGCCUCCCGCAACCCCAACGGCCGCGUCGGCGUGCACUACGACCGCCUCGACGUCUACGCCUCCUACAAGUACCAGCAGGUCACGCUCGCGUCCAGGCUCCCGCCGCUGUACCAGGGCCACGGCGACGUCGACGUCUGGUCGCCGGUGCUGACCGGCCCGAACGUGCCCUUCGCGCCGUUCCUCGCCGACGCCAUGAGGAAGGACAUCGCCACCGGGUACCUCAUCAUGGAGGUCAGGAUCGACGGCCGCGUCCGGUGGAAGGUCGGCAGCUGGACGUCCGGCCACUACCACAUCUUCGUCACCUGCCCGGCCUACUUCAUCGGCAGCGGCACAUCCAGCGUCGUCGGUGCGCACGGGCUCAGGUUCCAGACGGCCACCUACUGCCGCGUCGAGGUCUAGCCUGCCUCUGCUCUGCUCCUCUGCUUCCGAUCCUCUGCUCCGGCGAGAAAACUUUUUAGGUAGGUCGCAAGUCGAUUGCAAAUCACAUACACGAGUUCAGCUCCAAGCCUUCCAAUGGAGAGUUUGGAAUUAUGUACGUUGGUGGCAACAACCCAAGCAAACUCUGGAGUCCAUCCAAGUCCGGCCGGGGUUUGGUGAGAGGAAGCAAGUACGGAUUGGGACCUGGGAUCACGGCUUGCACAGGUAGCUCAUUAGUCCCUCUCUUAGCUUGGAGAUCCAAGGAAACUUCACAAAAGUUGGAGAAUAAAAGUUUGUGUGUGUGCGCUGUCUUCUCCAUGUGACCAUGUGCUCAUGUGGAAAACAAACUGUACAUGGAAUUAUUAUGCUCAUAUCCAUAACAGUUGCUUUUCCAGUUGUCUUAGCAAUCUGAACUGCUCCAUCUUCAAGCAGGAGCAGUGAUAGGAGCUCGUUAAGUUUAGCUGUAGUACCUGAUUAGCAAUGCAGCCAGUGAUUCCUCACGAAAAAAAAAAUGCAGCACUUGAGUA